AUGAAUUCCUUCUCGAUGAACGCGCUUGCAAAGACAUUGCCAGCAGUAUGCCGACAAUGUCAACCUCGUGUCACGUAUCUGCGUGCCAUUCGCCCUUUUUCCACUUCUCCGAAAGACUCCGCGAGCCUGAAAGAGAAGACCAGGUCAAUUGAGAAUCAGAUUCUUGAUCGCCAGCCUGAAUCGUCGGACAGCUCUUCGCCGCUGUCAGCUAUUUCCAAGAUGAUGACUGGCAACCGAUCUUCCUCCUCCCGUGUUAGCGCCGACUACGCCCGGUUGGCCGAGAGCCUGGAAGCCGACAUGAUCAAAAACCCCUACGCCGACCGUGCUCCACCUCAUCACCUCCACGUCUUUGCACACAAGCACAAUACCAUCCUCACUCUGACACGGCCAAAUGGCAACCCAGUUCUGUCGAUGGGCUGUGGCCAGAUUGGCUUCCGUAAGGGGGGCCGCGCCGGCUUCGAUCCGGCCUACCAAUUGUCCUCUCACGUCCUCUCGCAGAUCCAGGAGCGCGGCCUCCUGUUGGAUAUCAAGCGCUUAGAGAUUGUCUUCCGUGGGUUUGGCAAGGGCCGAGAAGGGUUCACCAAGGUGCUUCUGGGUAAUGAGGGACGGAACAUUCGGGGUCUUGUUAGCCGAGUGACCGACUCGACUCGCAUCAAGUUCGGUGGUACUCGUAGCCGCAAGGUUCUGCUCGUUCCCACGACGGAAUGCCUUAUUGGAUCACGCGAUCGGGAGUCCAAUCUGUACUACUCGGACCUCGUCGCGUCGGAGGAGUUCCUAGGGAGCCACGUGUUGCGUAUCCCGCUCAACCUGGGCUCGACAAGUGGAAAAGACGAAUCCAAUGUUCGCGAUAACAGGGGGAAGGCGAGGCAGGUGACAACCUUCAAUGGGAGGACGGUGAUCAUCAAAGAGAACUCAGUCUACAGCAACAAAGGCUUUAAAUCCCUGACUCAGGCACAGCUUCUCUCCGACGCCCUCUACUACACCCCGUCCAGCGAAUCUCGGCCAUGGCUCAUAUACUACAUUUCGCGGCCAUUGAUCGGGUCAUACGAUCCCGCCAAAAUCAUUCCGGCUGCAGUACCAGGGACGAAUACGAAGAAGAUAGAGCCAGCUCCUAUGGACAAGAAGGGCGGUAAGGGAGAAUCAAUAGCUCCACCGAAGCAGGAGAUCAAGUCCUUCGGCGAACUGCUGGCAAACUUUCCCAUGAUUGCAAGACAGAUGCAGCCGGGCCUGGAAAGAUUGUUCCGCGAAUUUGGCAAAGAGCUCGGCAAGCCGCUACCUCCACCGCCAUCCCGCUCACCUUCUGCAUCUGGUAGCGAGUCAGAACAUAGGUUAUCGCGUGUGCAAACUUUGCACGAUGAAAGCUCGUCUAUUCGCAGUUGGUCUUCCCGUCGAGGCCGACUGCCGUUCAAUUCGGAAGAAUACUUCGAAGAUGAUGAGGAUCUUAUGCGUCGGAGCUUGGAGACUGCAGUGACCGCUGCCAUUGACCUUUUCCGACUCGUCGACAAACAGCAGCUAUCUCUGCUUGGAGCUACUACCGAUCUUACCGGGCCGUUGGUUGAGCGACUUAUCGAGCGGUAUGUGGCAGAGCAAGUACAUGAACCGCUCUUGUUCCCUCGUUUAUGUGCUUUCCGACAACCCGAGGAUUCUGAGCUGGACUCAAGAAUCCGGCAUAUGGAGAGCGUUGAUGUGACACAAGUUGGUAUAUCCGUGGAGGGUGGACGUGAAGGCAAGCGAGAAGUCAUCCGGCGGCUCAAUCGGGGCGUAGAAGAAUUCCGCAAGAUGGCUGAUGCGAGAAGCCCCCACGAGAUGCUGAAUACCCUACUCGAAACUGUCAAGGUAGUUUCCUACCCCGGGAGCUACGAUAAAGUCGAUGGGCCCGCAUCUGAGAAAAGAAGAUCUCCACUGACGAUCAACGCUGAUGUUUUGGUCUCAUUGCUGCUGGUUGUCGUCAUUCGAUCGCAGAUCCGGCACCUCCAAGCCCGCUUGCUGUACAUGCAACACUUCAUCUACAUCGACGAUGUAGACAGUGGCGAGAUGGGAUAUGCACUGAGCACUUUCGAGGCAGUUUUGAUGUACCUUGUGACCGACUCAGCUGGUCUGCGCCGCGCAAGUGCCCGAAACCGACGGCUCUGGCAAGCCACCAAAGCAGGUCGGCUAUCCGAUAUGAAGAGCAUCCUCGAACCGAACGGAGACCAUGAGUCUAUCGACGAAGCUAUUCCGCGUGAACCCGAGCGAAAGUCUGUGCUUUUCCAGACCGAUAGCUCCGAGGAACCGGAGGAAUCACCGUUCGAGACAUCAUCAAUGUACAGCAAUUCGAUUUUCACCAAUGGCCAGCCAGUACCAGAAGAAGCUAUUGAGUCGGAUGCGCCGCCUCUCUCCCAUGUGUUCCCCUUCCAAACAUGGGCUGGAGACUCGCCUUUGAAGGAUUACAACCGGCCUGUUAAGAAGGUUUCGAUGAACGUCCGCAGCUUAUCGGAGUCAUCCACUGUUUCAUUCCUUUCCAGGACAACCACGAUUGGGUCAAUGGCAAGCAACAUCGAAGGCGACACUUCCCUGGAGACUCUCACCAAAACGCAAGAUCCAGCGGGUGAUUCAAUCCCUAUGAUGGCAGUGGAAAGCCGCCAGACAGAGUCUUUGAAAUAUCUACUCAGCCUGGAAGAAUAUUAUCCUUUGGAAGAUAUCCUCGAAGACACGAACGCUGAUGGAACAACUCUGCUCAAUGCGGCUGUACAACUCGCCCAUGCCGAGAUUGUUGAAAUCAUCCUUGACUUUCUCUUCACCAAAACUGACGAAAGUGUGGUCGCUAUGUAUCUGACCAGGUCCGACGUCCAUGGUCGAACAGUAGCUCAUUAUCUGUUCAGUACCCCUUCUUUGCUUUCUCGGCUUGGCGGACUUCUUCCAUGGCGCCAGCGUGAUAAGCAUGGGCAGACUCCUCUUUUCGCUCUAUGCCGCUCUUAUGACCAUCCUGAAUACAAGAUUAUGGUCCAAGCCGCCUUGACAGCAGCGCAACGGGCCCAAGGUAAUGGGAAACCGCUUCAGCUUGAUGACCAUGUUGAUGCCAAAGGCAACACAUUGCUACAUAUCAUUGGCGAUCCAGACAUUACGACACGGAUUCUUCAAGAGAGCGACUGUGAUCCAAAUGCAACCAAUGACAAGAGGUUUACACCCUUGAUGAUGGCCAGUAAAUACGGUCGCGUUGAUCAAGUGCGCAUUCUGUUCAUGGAUCCCAGAGUCGAUGUCCAUGUCAAGGAAGCCCGCGGACUGACUGCUGUCGAACUGGCGAAAGAUGACGAAGUCCGAAACCGCAUUGACGAUUUGAUUCUUCUAUCGCAUCCACCAUCCGCCUGUGGUGAUCCCUCGGGUCGUGUGACUACCGUCGUGCGAUCAUUCUUUGUUGAAGAUGCAACUGUUCGCUUCAUUCUCAAGUCUGGUGCCCCUUUCCCUCCCUCGGAAUCGAUGGCGUCUUCCCAUCCAGGAUCGACAACAUACACCGUCACGACAUGCCGCCGCAGCUUGAACGACUUUGAGAACCUCGCCAAGUGGCUUGCCGUGGAACAUCCCGCAUCCUACGUGCCAUCUCUGUCUGAUUUCCGGAACCCAUUCCAAAUUCACUCGAAGCCAUCCCGAUCCGUCCUGCAUGAGCUUCAAGAAAAGCUAGAUCGGUUCCUGAAAACUCUUCUAACCCAUCCAACCUUCUCUACCCAUGAAAUGCUGUGGGAGUUCUUCCUUGUCCCCGAGCUGCAACCCGAGAUGAUGGCCGAUCGAUCCCAGCGCAAGGCAGCCGUGCUCACCGAGACAAUCGCCGACGAAUACGCCCCCGUCUCUCUCGAAGCCAUGCGCGACACAGAACAAUUCGUCUCGCAUGCCCAGGACAUGGUACGCGGGGUACACGUCAACACGCGCAGCCUGAUCCGGCGCGGCCACGCUCUGCAAAACAGCGCCUCCGACCUCGCCGACGCAGUUGCCCUCUGUGCAAGCGUGCUCUCCACUCUCAAAGAACCCACCAACGCCCUCCCACCCGUCUACAUAGACGCCUUCACUCGCUACGGCACCUACCUCUCAACCUCCAGCUCCGACUCCUCCCCACUUCUCCAGUAUCUUGCCACCCUCACGUCAAUGGACAACACCACCGACGCAAUCCUCCUAUCCCUCUCCCGUCCCCUAACCCUAAUGUCCACCCUAACCUCCACAAACCGGAGCAUCUCGCGCUCCCGCUCAUUGCUCAUAUCGGCCUCGCUCCCGCGCAAAUUCAACAUCAACCUUCCGGGCUUCGAAGAGUCGCGGCAGAAAUCCGCCCGCGACCUCGAGCAGAAGAUCUGCGACGGCGAGGCCCAGUCAUCCCGCCUCGCCAAGGAGAUUACCUGGAACAAGGACGUUGUUGUCGGCGAGUUGGCGGGGUGGACUACGUGGCGGGAGAGAGUCGGGCGCGAUGCAAUUCGCGCGUUUGUGAAGGAUACGCUUGUACGGGAGAAGGAGCGCGGGAAGCGGAUUGAGCGGUGUCUGCGUAGUGUGCGUGAGAUGAAGUCAUGA
This is a messenger RNA of Penicillium canariense, 4530 nucleotides long. RefSeq names its product putative VPS9 domain protein. Gene Ontology annotation, cellular component: early endosome; late endosome; tubular endosome. The transcript is spliced from 3 exons. The record is from RefSeq and is a predicted model, not a curated record. Gene Ontology annotation, molecular function: phosphatidylinositol binding; SNARE binding; guanyl-nucleotide exchange factor activity. The coding region runs from base 1 to 4530 and encodes 1509 amino acids. Lineage: Eukaryota; Fungi; Ascomycota; Eurotiomycetes; Eurotiales; Aspergillaceae. Gene Ontology annotation, biological process: early endosome to late endosome transport; translation.